Molecule: messenger RNA, 3622 nt
Organism: Coregonus sp. 'balchen'
Lineage: Eukaryota; Metazoa; Chordata; Actinopteri; Salmoniformes; Salmonidae
Source: the annotation of a GenBank genome assembly
AUGUCCUUCAACAAUAUAUUAAAUCUCAGCUCCUCUGUGUUUCAAGACCUCAAGAACCUUGUCAAUCUGUCUCUAAAUAAUAACUAGCUGAUUAAGCUCCCUCUACUUAUUUUCUCAUCUCUCUCCAAUCAUAUUACGGCAGAACUACCUGAACAACUUCUCUGUGGUGGCAGAAUCUGUGACUCACUUACCGAAGCUGACACAACUAGGCCUGUGCAAUAACUAUUUAAUGUCCCUCCAGCAUUCUAACCAUAAAGACGUACUGGAGUCCCUCACCACCCUCUAUCUCUGUAAAAACAAACUGCUCACUUUAGAAUUGGAGUGGGGCUUCCUUAGCCAUAUACAAUGCAUUUGGAAAGUAUUCAGACCCCUUGACUUUUUCCACAUUUUUUUACAUUACAGACCUAUUCUAAAAUUGAUUAAAUUAUUUAUCCCCUCAUCAAUCUACACACAAUACCCCAUAAUGACAAAGUGAAAACAGGUUUUUAGAUAUUUUAGCAAAUGUAAUAAAAAUAAAAAACAGAAAUAUCUUAUUUACAUAAGUAUUCAGACCCUUUGCUAUGAGACUUGAAAUUGAGCUCAGGUGCAUCCUGUUUCCAUUGAUCAUCCUUGAGAUGUUUCUACAACUUGAUUGGAGUCCACCUGUGGUAAAUUCAAUAGAUUGAACAUGAUUUGGAAAGGCACACACCUGUCUAUAUAAGGUCCCAUAGUUGACAGUGAAUGUCAGAGCAAAAACCAAGCCAUGAAGUCGAAGGGAUUAUCCCUAGAGCUCCGAGACAGGAUUGUGUCGAGGCACAGAUCUGGGGAAGGGUACGAAAAAAUGUCUGCAGCAUUGAAGGUCCCCAAGAGUACAGAGAUAUCCUUGAUGAAAACCUGCUCCAGAGCGCUCAGCACCUCAGACUGGGGCGAAGGUUCACCUUCCAACAGGACAAUGACCCUAAGCACACAGCCAAGAUAACACAGGAGUAGCUUCAGGACAAGUCUCUGAAUGUCCUUGAGUGGCCCAGCCAGAGCCCGGACUUGAACUCGAUCGAACAUCUCUGGAGAGACCUGAAAAUAGCAUAGACUUCUCUGGUAUGGGGUUGAAGACUCACAAUCUGCUCAUGGAGUUAUGCAACCUUUUGAGUACAAAGGUCACAUUUGUUAAAAAGGUGAGUCUGCGAAGCAAUGGGAUUCUGUCAUUGUGGAAGAACACACUUUCCAACUGUCCACCAAUCCGAGGUUUAUUGGACUUUUCCUUUAACAAAUUGAGGAAGGUAAGCUGCCUCCACUUUCUCAAAGGACAGAAUCAAAUCACCAACUUCAGAGCAGAGAAAAGCCACCUCACCUCCCUAAUGUCCUGCAACAGACAGAAUCUCUCUUUCCCGAAUCUGACAGACCUGAACUACCGUUACAAUCGCACACUCAAAGUCAACUCUUUUGCUUUCCACCACACCACACACAAAUGUGAAGACCCUACAACUCAACAUAAACAUAAUCGCCUAUCUUGACCAUAAGGCUUUCAAUGGGCUGACUAGUCUUGUCACACUGGGUUUGGACAAUAACCUCCUGACAGAUCUGUGCAACGAUGGCUUUGAAGAUCUGCAGAGCCUGGAAAUACUUAACCUACAUAACAAUCAGAUAGCUGCAUAGUCACUUUAACUCUACCCACAUGUACAUAUUACCUCGACCAACCUGUGCCCCCGGACAUUGACUCUGUACCGGUACCCCCUAUAUAUAGCCUUCCUACUGUUAUUUUAUUUUACUGCUGCUCUUUAAUUAUUAUUAUUUCUUUAUUUUUGCAUAUCUAUUUUUUACUUAACACUUAUUUUUCUUAAAACUGCAUUGUUGGGUAAGGGUUUGUAACUAAGCAUUUCACUGUAAAUCAAAUCAAAUAAAAUUUUAUUGGUCACAUGCGCCGAAUACAACAGGUGCAGACAUUACAGUGAAAUGCUUACUUACAGCCCUUAACCAACAGUGCAUUUAUUUUUAACAAAAAAAGUAAAAAUAAAACAACAACAAAAAAAGUGUUGAGAAAAAAAGAGCAGAAGUAAAAUAAAAUAACAGUAGGGAGGCUAUAUAUACAGGGGGGUACCGGUGCAGAGUCAAUGUGCGGGGGCACCGGCUAGUUGAGAUAGUUGAAGUAAUAUGUACAUGUGGGUAGAGUUAAAGUGACUAUGCAUAAAUAAUAGUCUGUUGUAUUCGGCGCAUGUGGCAAAUAACAUUUGAUUUGAUUUGUUAUUUUCAACUAGAUUUUCCAUUCACUCAAACACGUGAACAUUUUGGAUCUAGUAGGGAACAAAAUCACAAAUUUUGAAGAGUCAGCCUUUGUGGGGCUCGAUAACCUGGCCAAAUUUAACCUAAACGGCAACAAUUUCAAACAGAUCGACUGCGCCAAAUUUAAACCAUUCCAUGCCACUCUUGAAGUGCUUGAUCUACAUGGUAAUCAGGUUAGGUUCUCCUCUAAACUCUCCUUUUGUGAAUCUAACCAAACUUUGCAACCUCAAACUAGACCUGCAGAUGCCCCACGGCCUCAAUGUUUUGCCUUAUGCUUUUUUCCGUGGCCUCAGCUCCCUCCAAUCGCUCAACGUCAUGGACAAUCACAUCUUCUGUUUCGCAGCAGACACUUUUGACGAUCUGACCAACUUGACUUUCCUCUCCUUGGACAACUCCUAUGCCGGGGUGAUGUGGCUGCAAGCUCAGUGCAAGGAACAUGGGCAUCCAGUCCUUCUCAAUGGAGGUUUUCGGGAAUCUGACAAAGCUGAAGAUCUUGCUUCUCAACCAAAACUUAAUGUAAUCCUUAGAUGUGAAUGUGCUAGAGGCUCUCCCCAAACUGAGCUACCUGGACGUGCGCAACAUUCCUCUUAGCUGCACCUGCCUCAACAGCGACCUGCAGAACUGGACUUUGACAAACCAGAGAGUCCAGUUAGUCUUACUAUACAGUCUACAGUGCCAAGAUUAAAAACUCCCCAAAAACUUCUACAACUUCGACACCAACGUUUGCUAUCUGGACCUGGGAGAGUACCUUUUUGCCACCACAACCACUGUGAUUUUACUGCUGACUAUAAUACCGCUUCUCUACAACAAGCUGUAUUGGAAACUAAAGUACAGUUACUAUGUGUUCCGCUCCUGGUUCGGCCAACACUGGCACAGGCUGAGGGAGAAAGAGGAGCACUGCAAAUAUGAUGCUUUCAUCGCCUAUAACUCGGUGGACGAGCCCUGGGUACUAGACCAGCUACUUCCCAACCUGGAGGGCAACGGAGCCUCUUUCCGGGUGUGCCUGCACCACCGUGACUUUGAGCUGGGCCGCAACAUUGUGGACAACAUCAUCUCCUCCAUGUACAGCAGCCGCAAAACCAUCUGCGUGGUUAGUAGGCACUUCCUGCACAGCGACUGGUGCUCCCUGGAGAUCCAGCUGGCCAGCUACAGGCUCUUCCACGAGCUCUGGGACGUGCUCCUGCUAAUCUUCCUGGAGCCCAUCCCUGAAAGGAAGCUGUUGGCUUACCACCGUAUGAGACAGGUCAUGUUGAAGAAGACCUACCUGCAGUGGCCGGGGGUCAGACUGCACCGACCCGGUCAAAGCCCAGGAACUGUUUUGGAAUCAUCUGAGGAGGGCGCUGAGGAACGGGAGCAGCAGGUUUGA